UUUUCAGGUAAAACAAAAUUAAAAUGGAGCUGGAGACUUUUAUUCUGUCGGUGAAGGACAAAGAAGGCCUCCGAGAACUCGUGGAUGUUGGAUUCGUACCCAAAGAACCGGUGUGCGUAGGAAUAAAGUCCACCGCCCAAGAGAUGGCGCCUUUUGUGGCAGAUGUGGGAAACCGAGGACUCAGAAGCGGUGCCAGUAUUGGCAUAAGGAAAAAACCCUCGGGAAGGAUCAUUGGUGUCAUGAGCAACUUCGUCGUCACACCAGGCGACAGCGAAAUCUUCCAGGAGACCAAAUACGACGAGGAAAAGAGCAACUGGUACUCAAAUGUCAUGAGGGACUUCAGCUCAGGAGUGGACGUCUUCCAAGGGAAAUUCAACAAGUGUCUUGAGUUGAUGAUCCUAUGUAUUCAUCCCGAUUACACUGGGAAAGGAUUGGCGAAGAAGCUCGUCAAACUGAGUGAGGAGAAAGGAAGAGAGAUAGGCUGUGAUGUGGCGUCCAUUCAAGCAACAAACAUCAUCACAUACCACAUCUCCAAGAAACUGGGCUUCCAAGAGGUCCACAGGCAGGAACUCGACACGCUGACAGACGAGAGGGGUUGCCCUGUUCUAGACAUGGAGUUUUUGAGGAGUAACGGGACCACAUUUAUCUCGUACCUAACCAAGGCGCUAUGAAAGGUGGAAUAUGAGGGAUAGUGAAAAGAAAGUUUUCUGUUGUUGAAUUAAGAAACGGUACACAGAAGGGUAUUCACUGCUCAAACCAAGAGAAUAA
This is a messenger RNA of Macrobrachium nipponense, 768 nucleotides long. RefSeq lists its product as uncharacterized. The coding region runs from base 24 to 671 and encodes 215 amino acids. The record is from RefSeq and is a predicted model, not a curated record. The transcript is spliced from 4 exons. Gene Ontology annotation, molecular function: N-acetyltransferase activity. NCBI's taxonomy places the organism in Eukaryota, Metazoa, Arthropoda, Malacostraca, Decapoda, Palaemonidae.